Messenger RNA from Prosopis cineraria, 969 nucleotides. RefSeq names its product peroxidase 44-like. Gene Ontology annotation, molecular function: heme binding; peroxidase activity. The record is from RefSeq and is a predicted model, not a curated record. The transcript has 2 exons. NCBI's taxonomy places the organism in Eukaryota, Viridiplantae, Streptophyta, Magnoliopsida, Fabales, Fabaceae. The coding region runs from base 1 to 969 and encodes 322 amino acids. Gene Ontology annotation, biological process: hydrogen peroxide catabolic process; response to oxidative stress.
AUGAGUGCAAUACUGCUCUUAUUCUUCUUCUGUUUCUUCCGCAAACUUCCCUCGGGAUUUGGAGCUCUACAGGUUGGCUUCUAUGGCUCUUCCUGUCCAAAAGCAGAGUCCAUUAUACAGCAAGUGGUGCAGCGUCGUCUCAGUGGCGACAGGUCCCUAGCUGCAGCUCUGCUUCGUUUGCAAUUCCAUGACUGCUUCGUUAGAGGAUGUGAUGCUUCGCUUCUGAUAGACUCCAGGAAUGGAUCGAGAUCGGAGAAAGGUGCGUUUGAUAGCUUGUUCCUUCGAGGCUUCGAUGUAAUUGACGAGAUCAAAGAAAGCCUGGAAGCUGAAUGCCCUUCUACGGUUUCGUGUGCCGAUAUCAUAGCCCUUGUCGCAAGAGACGCAGUGGGCCUUGCCGGAGGACCCAAAUAUGACGUUCCCACAGGGAGGCGCGAUGGCCUUGUUUCGAAUGUCGCCGAUGUAAAACUACCACAGCCUGAUUUUCCAAUGAGGCGAGCUCUUCUUUCUUUCACCGAUGUUGGGUUAACAUUAACUGACAUGAUCACCCUUCUGGGUGCUCAUACGCUUGGUGUUGCCCAUUGUGGUUUCUUCGAAGACAGGCUUCAACCAGGACCUGGGAAUCAACCUGCUGAUGAUCACCCCCCAAUGGAUCCUGUGUUGAAAGCUAAGCUGGCCAAGUUUUGUUUUAAUGAUGAUGAUCGCACUGCGUUUAUGGACCAAAACACACCCUUUGUAUUUGACAAUUCAUUCUAUAAGCAGCUUCUUCGCAGAAGGGGCAUAUUGGAACUGGAUGAACGUCUUGCUUUUGAUAAUUCCACUAGAGCUCUUGUUUCCAGGUAUGCAGCAGACAAUGAGGAGUUUUUGCAGAACUUUGCGAGAGCCAUGGUCAAGAUGGGAAGCAUUCAAGUUCUGGAUGGAGAGAGAGGGGAGAUUAGAAAAAAUUGUAGGGUUUUUAAUAAUCCCAAGUAG